Messenger RNA from Solanum stenotomum, 894 nucleotides. RefSeq lists its product as uncharacterized. The transcript is spliced from 2 exons. Lineage: Eukaryota; Viridiplantae; Streptophyta; Magnoliopsida; Solanales; Solanaceae. The record is from RefSeq and is a predicted model, not a curated record. Bases 125 to 757 code for a protein of 210 amino acids.
GGUGUGUCCUUUUCCCCCCCGUGAACAAAACCAUCAAUAGUAACCAUAAAAAAUAAAGUUGUCCUUCAUUUUCUUCUUUUAUAUGUAGAAGAAAUAUUAGUACAAAAUAAAACACCAUCCAAUUAUGUCUAUAGAUCAAAGUAAUUCCCCCACAAAACUUCCUCUAUUUUUAACACCAAAAUCCAUGAAAUUGAAAUAUUCACCUCAACAAUAUUCAUCAGGUGUAUUAACUCCACCAAUUCACACUUGUUUAGCUUCUGUUCCUUUUAAGUGGGAAUUACAUCCUGGUAAACCUAGACCUUAUUGUACUGACAUUAUUAUUUCUACCAUUUUUAAUGAUCAACCUAAAUUCUUAGAGCCACCUCCUAGGUUUUACAACUUGGAUAAAAUGACCAAAAUACCCUCCUCCCCUAAAAUAAAUAAUGUCCUUGAGAGAGGGCAACUUGGUGCUCUAGUUCUUUAUAAGAAUGAUGAUAAUAGUACUAAUAAUAAUGUGCGUAGAAGAGGUUCUUAUUGGUGGCAACAAUGGUUUGCUAAACGACGUAUUAAGAAGGAAGUUGGUGUCGGUGGGGGCAAUUUGGUCAUUUCAUCUUCAUCAUCAGAUUGUGGAACUGGCACUGGACUUGAAAGAAAUGGUUACUUCUCCGGCCUCUCUCACUCUCACAUUUGGGGUUCCAUGUACAAGGGUUUCAAGAAUAUCAUACCUCGGAAGAGCAAAAAAUUUAAAAAAGAAGUGCUCAUUAAAACUCAAACAUGAUAGUAAUAUCUAAAACUCCUUUGUUAUAUAUGUAGUAGUAAUAAUAUAAUAAAAGCAUAAAUUAUAUAUGCCCCCUCCUCGCUCUUGAGAUGUAAUCUACAAUAUUUAGUUUAAAUUAAUUGCAACUUAACGUAUUA